UUGACAGUUAAAGAUUGAGAUUUUUUGCCAACAAAUCGAAAAGUUUUCAGUGAAAGUGUUUGAAAAUUAAUUUAUUUUUGCGAUUAAAGACUGAAAAUGGCUACGGUGGAAGAGUUGCAACAUAAAGUGAAAGAGCUGGAAGCCAAGCUCGCCUCCAUUCAGGGAAAUGCCGGAUCAGUGCGACAGAAAAUUGAUGUGAUGUCCUCCGAAGUAGUAGACUCAAAUCCUUACAGUCGUCUUAUGGCGCUGAAGAGGAUGGGUAUAGUGGAUAACUAUGAGAAGAUCCGAGACUUGUCAGUGGCGGUGGUGGGCGUGGGUGGAGUCGGCAGCGUCACCGCAGAGAUGCUCACCAGGUGCGGCAUCGGCAAGUUGAUCCUGUUUGACUAUGACAAAGUGGAGCUGGCGAACAUGAACCGGCUGUUCUUCCAGCCGCACCAGGCGGGGCUCAGCAAGGUGGAUGCCGCCGCCUCCACGCUGCAGAAUAUCAACCCCGAUGUGCAGAUUGAUGCAUACAAUUAUAAUAUUACUACGGUGGAUAACUUUCAAAAGUUCUGUGAUACUAUUAGCACGGGCAGCCUGACAUCUGGCCCAGUGGACCUGGUGCUGAGCUGCGUGGACAACUUCGAGGCGCGCAUGGCCAUCAACACGGCCUGCAACGAGCUCAAGCAGAAGUGGUUCGAGUCCGGAGUCAGCGAGAACGCCGUGUCGGGGCACAUACAGUUCAUUGUGCCCGGGGAGACGGCUUGUUUUGCUUGUGCCCCGCCGCUAGUGGUGGCGUCGAAGAUAGACGAGAAGACAUUGAAACGCGAGGGAGUGUGCGCGGCCAGCCUGCCCACCACCAUGGGCAUCGUCGCCGGGUUCUUAGUACAAAAUACGCUGAAGCAUCUCUUAGGAUUUGGAAAUGUCACUCACUACUUGGGCUACAGUGCAUUGACUGACUUCUUCCCUACCAUGAGCUUAAAGCCCAACCCGCACUGCGACGACCCCCACUGCCGCGCCCGGCAGAGCGAGGCGCGCGCGCGGCCGCUAGUCGAAGUGGCUACCGAGGUGCUGGAGGACACCAAGCCACUGCACGACGAGAAUGAGUGGGGUAUCAGUUUAGUGGACGAGAAUUCUCCAGUAGAGGAAACUCCAACGAACCUGAAUCUAGCUGAAGGAAUUCAGGUGGCGUACAACAUUCCCGUAGACAACAGCACUCCGGAGUCGAGCACGGGCGGCGCCGUGGCGGCCUCGGAGCUGUCGCUAGAAGAACUCAUGGCACAGAUGAAGUCCAUGUAAAUAACUGCCAUAAUGACCACUAGAUGGCGCUGCUAACCAACCAAUUAGGCGGGAGUGUGAGGUGAUGUGGGCGUGUGAUUGGCUGAUUGUGGUGACAUCUGGUGAGAUGUAAACGAACUUUUGAUUGUUGCGCGAUGUGAAGCUUAUAAGUAAGUAAGAUUGUAUUUAUUUAUUUUUUACAUUUAUACGUGUGCGAUCUCGAUUGAGCAUAAUGUUGUUAUUUAUUUGGAGCACAUAAAAAUUUGAAAAGCCAUAUGGAUCAAUUAGCACAAACAUUAAUUUAAAACAAUUAAAAGUCGCAAAGGUUAAUUUUAGGUUAAAAAAAGUGCUUCUGUGAAAAACAUUGAAUGCAUUCCAAUGUAACAUCUACGAUUUAUAUUUUAAUAUUUAUAAGGCGCUUCCAUUAAGUUUAAAAAUUGAAUUUUAUAUCAUAUUUAUUAUAAACUAAAUGUUAUCAAUAAGCGAAUGAAAAAUAUCAUAAAAUUUAUAAGAUAAAUAUGGACAAAUUCUAUUGCUAUUAAAUAUCAAGUGUAAGAAGA
This is a messenger RNA of Plutella xylostella (diamondback moth), 1817 nucleotides long. It is a transcript of the gene Uba5, whose product is annotated as Ubiquitin-like activating enzyme 5. Gene Ontology annotation, biological process: protein ufmylation. Gene Ontology annotation, cellular component: cytoplasm; cytosol. The record is from RefSeq and is a predicted model, not a curated record. Lineage: Eukaryota; Metazoa; Arthropoda; Insecta; Lepidoptera; Plutellidae. Gene Ontology annotation, molecular function: UFM1 activating enzyme activity.